This is a messenger RNA of Pieris macdunnoughi, 423 nucleotides long. The record is from the annotation of a GenBank genome assembly. Lineage: Eukaryota; Metazoa; Arthropoda; Insecta; Lepidoptera; Pieridae.
AUGACUGUGGGACAGACGGCAAUAAAUUUACCAUGGGUAGAAAAGUAUCGACCAUCAAAACUAGACGAUUUGGUUUCGCACGAUGAUAUUGUAAAAACUAUUAACCAGUUUAUGAAGGAAAAUCAACUACCUCAUUUAUUGUUCUAUGGCCCUCCAGGCACAGGAAAGACAUCUACAAUACUAGCUUGUGCUAAACAGAUGUACACACCCCAACAAUUCAAUUCAAUGGUUUUAGAAUUAAAUGCUUCUGAUGAUCGAGGUAUUGGUAUAGUUAGAGGGCAAAUAUUAAGCUUUGCUUCAACAAGAACAAUCUUUAAAGCAGGACCCAAACUUAUAAUUCUUGACGAAGCUGAUGCCAUGACCAAUGAUGCUCAAAAUGCUUUGAGAAGAAGUAAGUUGAUGAUAAUGUUAUAUGAAUAUUAG